UCUCUCUUUCUCUCUCUCUCUGUCUCUGUCUCUCGCUCUCUCUCUCUAGCUCACUCUCUCCCUCCCUUUCCCUGCCUCUCACUCUCUAGCUCACUCUCUCCCUCCCUCUCCCUCCUCUCUAGCUCACUCUCUCCCUUCACCCCUCCCUUCGCCGUCGUCACCGCGCCGGGUCACGUGACUUUCGGCUCAUGGCGGCCGCGAUCGGAGGCUGGCUCGGGAUACUCUAGCCCGGGUUGUGGUCUGGUGCGUCCCUCCUCGGCCGCCCCUUCUCUGUCCUGUCGCAGCCGAGUCGGCGGAGCGGGGAUGGCGGAGCGAGGCCUGGAGCCGUCGGCUGCCGUGGUGGCGGCCUUACCGGCCGAGGUGCGGGCGCAGCUGGCCGAACUGGAGCUGGAGCUCUCGGAGGGAGAUAUCACCCAGAAAGGAUAUGAGAAGAAAAGAUCAAAACUUCUGUCUCCUUACAUCCCACAGAUACAAGGGAUUGAUUCUACAGUUCAGAAGGAACACAAAAACCAGACAGCUCCAUCCUCAGCGCCAUCUUCAACCCCUUCCAAGUAUCACCGAGGUCGGUCUGGGGGAGCCAGAGAUGAAAGAUAUCGAUCAGAUAUUCACACAGAAGCUGUACAAGCUGCAUUGGCCAAGCAUAAAGAACAGAAAAUGGCUCUGCCCAUGCCAACUAAAAGACGGUCCACAUUUGUCCAGUCUCCUGCAGAUGCCUGCACACCUCCAGACACAUCUUCUGCCUCUGAGGAUGAGGGCUCUCUAAGAAGACAAGCCGCUCUCUCUGCUGCCUUGCAACAGAGUUUACAGAAUGCUGAGUCCUGGAUCAACCGUUCAAUUCAGGGGUCAUCCACUUCUUCAUCAGCGUCUUCCACACUGUCCCAUGGCGAGGUCAAAGGAACCACUGUGUCACUAGCUGAUGUGUUUCCCAAUACUCGAAUAGAGAAUUUCUCUGCACCCCCUGAUGUCACUACAACUACCUCCUCUUCUUCAUCCUCUUCUUCAAUUCGCCCAGCAAAUAUUGAUCUGCCCCCCUCGGGGAUAGUUAAAGGCAUGCACAAAGGGUCUAACCGUUCCAGCCUUAUGGACACAGCUGAUGGUGUCCCUGUCAAUAGCAGAGUUUCUACAAAAAUCCAGCAACUUCUGAAUACUCUGAAACGACCCAAAAGACCUCCCUUAAAGGAAUAUUUUGUAGAUGAUUCUGAAGAAAUUGUAGAAGUACCUCAGCCAGACCCAAACCAGCCCAAACCAGAAGGACGUCAGAUGACUCCUGUGAAGGGAGAGCCUUUGGGAGUCAUCUGUAACUGGCCCCCUGCUCUAGAAUCAGCACUGCAACGGUGGGGGACCACUCAGGCCAAAUGUCCUUGUCUAACUGCACUUGACGUUACCGGGAAGCCAGUUUAUACUCUAACAUAUGGAAAAUUAUGGAGCAGAAGCCUCAAGUUGGCCUACACCCUGCUUAAUAAACUGGGGACAAAAAAUGAGCCAGUAUUAAAACCUGGAGACAGGGUGGCUCUGGUCUAUCCCAACAAUGACCCUGUCAUGUUCAUGGUGGCUUUCUAUGGAUGUCUCCUAGCAGAAGUAAUCCCUGUACCCAUAGAGGUGCCUCUCACUAGAAAGGAUGCUGGAGGACAGCAGAUUGGCUUCUUGCUGGGAAGUUGUGGUGUGACAUUAGCUCUCACCAGUGAAGUUUGUCUGAAGGGGCUUCCAAAAACUCAGAAUGGAGAAAUUGUACAGUUUAAAGGUUGGCCCCGUCUCAAGUGGGUUGUAACAGAUUCCAAAUAUCUUUCCAAAUCACCUAAAGACUGGCAGCCGCACAUCUCACCUGCUGGCACAGAACCUGCCUACAUAGAGUACAAGACAAGCAAGGAAGGGAGUGUCAUGGGAGUCACAGUGUCCCGACUUGCCAUGCUGUCUCACUGCCAAGCCCUGUCACAGGCCUGCAACUAUUCUGAGGGGGAAACCAUAGUAAAUGUAUUGGACAUCAAAAAGGAUGCUGGACUGUGGCAUGGCAUAUUUGCGAAUGUAAUGAAUAAGAUGCACACAAUUAGUGUUCCCUACUCAGUGAUGAAGACCUGUCCCCUGUCCUGGGUCCAGAGAGUCCACACUCACAAAGCCAAAGUGGCUUUAGUUAAAUGUCGAGAUUUGCAUUGGGCAAUGAUGGCACAUCGGGACCAAAGAGAUGUGAGCUUGAGUUCUCUCCGUAUGCUAAUCGUGACUGAUGGAGCUAAUCCUUGGUCUGUAUCGUCCUGUGAUGCUUUCCUGAGUCUAUUUCAGAGCCAUGGUCUAAAACCUGAGGCCAUUUGUCCUUGUGCCACCUCUCCUGAAGCUAUGACUGUUGCAAUUCGCAGACCUGGAGUUCCAGGGGCCCCCUUGCCAGGACGAGCUAUUCUUUCAAUGAAUGGCUUAAGUUAUGGGGUAAUUCGUGUCAAUACUGAAGAUAAAAAUUCAGCUCUGACAGUACAGGAUGUGGGACAUGUAAUGCCUGGAGGGAUGAUGUGCAUUGUAAAACCAGAUGGACCACCCCACCUCUGCAAAACAGACGAAAUUGGAGAGAUCUGCGUCAGCUCCAGAACAGGAGGAAUGAUGUACUUUGGACUUGCUGGUGUGACUAAAAACACAUUUGAGGUGAUUCCAACUAAUGUUGCAGGUUCUCCAAUUGGAGAAGUACCCUUUGUCCGGUCAGGAUUGCUUGGAUUUGUUGGUCCAGGUAGCCUUGUAUUUGUGGUUGGAAAAAUGGAUGGGUUGCAGAUAGUUAGUGGCCGAAGACAUAAUGCUGAUGACAUUGUUGCAACUGGAUUGGCGGUUGAAUCAAUAAAGACUGUCUAUAGAGGCAGGAUCGCCGUGUUCUCAGUGCCGGUGUUCUACGAUGAGCGCAUUGUAGUGGUGGCCGAGCAACGGCCUGAUGCUUCGGAGGAAGACAGCUUCCAGUGGAUGAGCCGAGUGCUGCAGGCAAUUGACAGUAUUCAUCAAGUGGGGGUAUAUUGUCUUGCUCUAGUUCCAGCUAAUACUUUGCCAAAAACUCCACUUGGAGGAAUUCAUAUAUCUCAGACAAAACAGCACUUUCUGGAGGGGUCUCUGCAUCCUUGUAACAUUCUGAUGUGCCCACAUACAUGUGUCACCAAUUUGCCAAAACCUCGGCAAAAACAACCAGUUGUAGGUCCUGCCUCUGUGAUGGUUGGGAACCUCGUUGCUGGAAAACGAAUCGCACAAGCUUCAGGGAGGGACCUUGGGCAAAUUGAAGAGAAUGAUUUGGUGAGAAAGCACCAAUUUCUGGCAGAGGUAUUACAGUGGAGAGCCCAAGCCACGCCUGACCAUAUACUUUUCCUUCUGCUAAAUGCUAAGGGAACCACUGUAUGCACAGCCAGCUGCCUUCAGCUCCACAAGAGAGCAGAGAAAAUUGCAGGGAUUCUUUAUGAUAAAGGACACCUAAAUGCAGGGGAUAAUGUAGUGCUUCUUUAUCCUCCUGGCAUUGAGUUAAUUGCUGCGUUCUAUGGCUGUCUCUAUGCUGGGUGCAUUCCUGUGACAGUUCGACCUCCUCAUGCUCAGAACCUUACUGCCACCCUACCCACUGUCCGCAUGAUUGUUGAUGUCAGUAAAGCAGCCUGUAUUCUCACCACUCAAACCCUGAUGAGGUUGCUGAAGUCUAGAGAGGCAGCAGCAGCUGUAGAUGUGAAAACUUGGCCAACCAUCAUCGACACAGAUGAUUUACCCAGGAAGCGGCUACCUCAGCUGUAUAAGCCUCCCACCCCAGAGAUGCUGGCAUACCUCGAUUUUAGUGUUUCUACAACCGGCAUGCUUACAGGAGUGAAGAUGUCCCACUCGGCUGUAAAUGCUCUUUGUAGAGCCAUCAAACUCCAGUGUGAACUAUACUCCUCUCGGCAGAUUGCCAUCUGCCUGGACCCCUACUGCGGACUUGGCUUUGCCCUCUGGUGCCUCUGCAGUGUGUAUUCAGGUCACCAGUCCAUUUUAAUUCCUCCCAUGGAGCUAGAAAACAACCUUUUCCUUUGGCUUUCUACUGUAAACCAGUACAAAAUAAGGGACACUUUCUGUUCCUAUUCAGUAAUGGAGCUGUGCACCAAGGGGCUUGGAAACCAAGUGGAAGUCCUAAAAGCAAGAGGCAUAAAUCUGUCCUGUGUCCGGACCUGUGUAGUGGUUGCCGAAGAGCGGCCUCGAGUCACCCUCCAGCAUUCCUUCUCCAAGCUUUUCAAAGACAUUGGCCUCUCUCCCCGAGCCGUCAGCACGACAUUUGGAUCGAGGGUCAACGUAGCAAUCUGUUUACAGGGGACCUCAGGGCCUGAUCCAACUACUGUGUAUGUAGAUCUGAAAUCGCUAAGACAUGACAGGGUUCGUCUUGUGGAAAGAGGAGCCCCCCAGAGUCUACUUCUCUCAGAAUCUGGAAAGAUCCUGCCUGGGGUCAAAGUGGUCAUUGUUAAUCCAGAAACCAAAGGGCCUGUUGGAGAUUCUCAUCUUGGAGAGGUUUGGGUGAACAGCCCGCACACAGCCAGUGGCUACUACACCAUCUAUGAUAAUGAGACUCUCCAAGCUGACCACUUCAACACUCGGCUCAGUUUUGGGGAUGCUGCUCAGACACUCUGGGCCCGGACCGGGUACCUUGGGUUCGUUCGCCGAACUGAGCUUACAGCAGCCACUGGAGAGCGUCAUGAUGCAUUAUAUGUAGUAGGAGCCCUGGAUGAAACUCUGGAGCUGAGGGGAUUACGUUACCACCCAACUGAUAUAGAGACCUCAGUCUCUCGGACACACAGGAGCAUUGCUGAAUGCGCUGUGUUCACGUGGACCAACCUGCUGGUGGUCGUGGUGGAGCUGUGUGGCUGUGAGCAGGAAGCCCUGGAUCUGGUGCCGCUGGUGACCAACGUGGUCCUGGAGGAGCACUACCUCAUCGUGGGGGUGGUGGUCGUGGUGGACCCGGGCGUCAUCCCCAUCAAUUCCAGAGGAGAGAAGCAGCGGAUGCACCUCCGGGACAGCUUCCUGGCCGACCAGCUGGAUCCUAUCUACGUGGCCUAUAACAUGUAACGGUGCGUGCUAGGCCUGCAGCCAGCUCCUGGGAGCCCGAGGAGGAAACGGCUGAAAAGAAGUGCUAAUGCGUGCCGCACAGUGAUCCGAGGUGGAUGUCUUGUUCUUUCAUCUCGUCCGAUGAGACUCUUCUGGCAUGUGACAGACAGCAAAGGGGAAUUCAUUGGCAGCAAAUGAGAAAGUGAUGGUUUACUUGGUGUGGCCUUUUGGCGUUGGCAGUGGGGAGCAGCACAUUCGCGAGCCUUUGCUGAAUGGCUGUUACAUGUUACAUCCCUUGUACAUACUUGUAUUUUUACCUAAUGCUGUCUUAGAAUUUUGCAAAGGGAUUUAUUAACAUACAGAAGAUAGUCCGAGCUCCGCAGUUCUCCAGCAUAGACUGUAUUUUGCAAUGAUACUGUAGCUAGUGCUUUGGGCUUCAUUAGCACGGGUCAUGCCAUGAGCACGCUGGGUAGCCCAGAAUCCAGCCCUCCUGGCCCCACGGGCACUCGUCCAAAAGAGAAAGGGCUUUGCCUAUAUUCUGAAGAUGUAAAUAAUAGUGUGCAUAAUUCAGCUCAGCAGCAGAGGGCUCGGCUAACCACAACUGCCUCACUAGAAACAUUUAGGACUGCAAGCUUAAGACUCCUAGCAUCCCCCUGGCCAGACGACUCAGACCUGUUGAGUGCUCUGCGGGGGUCCAUCGCGCCCUGGGCUGUGACUGCUGGCUGGCAUGUUUCAGGCCGUCCGUCAGGCUGCCUGUGGCCCUGUUUAAAGCCCGCCUCCCUGUAGAGUAAACUGAAGUUGUAAACAUUAAUACUGCUUCUUCUGCUAGUUGACCAACUAAAAGUCUCACUUCACAAAACAAACCACUCAAAGCCCCCCCCAGAGGCCCUUACCCUGGGGAGACCCCAGGCCUUACUAUUCCCAGUUUUCCAGUUGUGCUUUGGGGUGUCAGAACCGCCUGACGUGAUGAAAUUCCUCCUCCCAAGCCUCACUGCUCCUUUGUAGCCAAACCUCUGUCUGCAAUUUCUGCAUACAGUUUCUUUGUUUUAAAACUGGAAAGUUCUUUCUCAUUUCAUACUCCUGGGGAGCAGAGGGGAGGGGAGGAACGUUUGUCAGGUGGAAACUAUGCAUACGUGGUUAGGGGAAAACAAAGUUGAGAAGGGAGUGCGAUAAGUAGCUGAUGCAUUGCAACAGAAAUAAAAAGUUCCGUGUUGGCCAACUCCUCCACAUGCCAGCCUUAGAAAGUGCUCAUGGGGGAGCCCUGUUGUAUGCAAAACACGCUGUUUUGGAAUGACUGUGGGGCCCAGGCCUAGCAGACUGAGCAAAAGGCAGGGCCAAAUUUGCCUCUAACUCAGUUUCCUUUUUUGGUCUGAUCCUUCAUGUAUUCGAACAUAGUUGGAUUCUAUUAUUUUUUUCUUACAGAAAUAUUUUUUAAAAUAAAAAAAAUAAAAAGAACCACCAAACCCUCAAAGUGAAUAAGACUUUAGAAUGGUUCUCUUGGAUCCAUCUAGUCUAAUGUGUAAAUACUUACUUACUCUAUUUUAAUAAUGCAUAUUAUUUACCCCAAUGUAACAUCAUGUAAACUAAGUAUGUUUUUAAACAAUUUUUAAGACUUGUAUUUACCCUGAAAAUAAGGUUUAUAAUGCAGAGACAGACCCUUCUCGAGAGCAGUGCUCGCAAGCGCUGCAUGAACCCAGCCCUGUGACUUGAAACCACUUUAUUACUGUCCUCUUCCUUGUCCUCAUUUCUUUUCUUCUUGUUCUCCAACAAGGGCAGGCCCCCGAACAUGUUCUGAUUCCAGAUCCGUGCUUUAAUAUUUUAAGUCAAUUCAUCUGAGAUGCGAGAGUGUGUAAGAAAAGCAGUCCAUCGAGACAAACGUGGGACCUCUUUCCCCAGUUUGGUGUGAUUUAAAAUCCUGCCAGAAUUCAUUCUGGACAGAGCAGAGGGCCAUAGCAAACAGCUGUUUCAAAAGAACUGCCUUUUUCUUUCUAAUUCGGAAGGAAAAAUAUAUGAAAUAGUGUAGAUCAUCCCUGCUAGAGUGUAGAAAGUAGGCAUGCCCUGUAGACUCGCCUUUCCCAAAAGAGCCUCCAUCCAGGAGCCAGAGUGCCGGCAGCUUUGAGGGCUGAGGAUGCGGGGGGUGAGGUGGAUAGCGUUGGCCUUUCUCGCUUACAGUCCUGCCUCCGCUCUUUGAGACAUCUCACGGCUUUUGUCCUCCGUCUCCAUUACUCUAUGACUAGCGCUUCUGCUCAUGGCGUUGGGAAAUCCCAUAGCUGGAAGGGCCUGGCGAGAUCAUCGGGUCCCACCUCUGCCGGAAAGCUGCAGGGAGGAGGAACUUCUACCUCCCGAGGCACCCUGUUCGAGGUCUGGGCAGCUCUGAUUGUUAACUACGUCUUCCACAGAGCGAGCCACCCUCUGCCUGCCUCCCUGCAGCUUCCGGGGACCUCUGCUACGAGGGCCCCAGUUCUUCGGCCUCUCUUGGGAUACUUGAAGAGGCUGUCCUUAGCCUCAGGUCAGCUCCCGUUGAUGCUGAACAUGGAUCUGCCCUGUACAGAGCACUUGGUGCCUCCCUGAAUCUUUCCCUUUCUCAGGCGGGGUCCCUGGUUCUGGCAGCCUCUCUUGUGGAUACGGUCCGACAUUAAAUCCCUGAGAAAACUGGCGAAACUCGGGUUUACCAGAGCGGGCCAGCUCCCCUCCCCCUAAGAAUAGCCCCUGCUCCCCUCGCCCUUUGCCGUGGGGUUUGCUUGAGGUCUUUGGGGUGCAGAGCCCCUGAGGCGCCCUGUCUUUAAAUGCAGAGGAUGAUGCAGGAUCCAGCUCCGUUCCUCCCCGGAGCCCCUGGCCGUUGGCUUCCCCCAGUGCUGCCUGGCGUAGCCGGGCCCGGGUAGACAUUGCCUCUUCUAAGGUCAUCUCCUGCGCCCAGCCUCAGCCGACUAGCACACCACCCGGCAGUCUGAGACGGGAGGAGAAAGCGUUUUCAUUCGUUAAGGAAUAGGUUUUCCUCUCAGUCCAAAGACCCCUAUUCCUCCCAUGGAGACCCUCACAUUGUCGGAGCAGCUAAUACAGCAAUAAAGGCAGCUUCUUUGGAAGAAGGGAAACCACUCAGCGGGAGCUAGAAACGUGCUGCCCCGUCCUUGGCAGCCCAGCUGGGCUGGCUCCUCCCUGGGCAAGUCCUUGCUUCUCCCCUCCUCUCCAGGUCAGGGACCAUCACCCUCGAGCUAGGGGCGCCCUUAGGACCUCCGCAUCUGCCUAGACUUGGUGCUGGACCUCUGUCUCGCACCAGACCCCGGAGUCACGCUUGCUCUCCGCUCCAGAGCGAUCAUGCCUUAGCACUGUUUUGUCGUCUGCUGUCCCGUACUGGUGGCGAGAGCAAGUGGCGCAGGAAGCUUCCGUACUCUCCAAACCGGAGGCGUUUCCUUGGUCGUCUCCACAGCCUUCGGACUGACUUUCAUGUAGACGGGCCGUGUUAUUUGUCAAGAGGAUGAGAUUGUAAAGAUGGGAGAGUCAUUUUUUAGUCCCAAAUGCAGGUUUUUUUUUACUUUCUGUCAAAUAUUUACCAGUGUCAAAUUCAAACUAUAAUACUAUGUAAUUAUGUAUAAAGUUUUUUAUUUAUUUGAAAUUAGACUAGAGAUACAUUUUUUAAAUUUAACAUCUGGCUGGACAGUGUUCUAUUAACUCAUUGAAUGUGUUUCCUUUGUCUUGUGUUAAUAAAUAUGGAUGCCUGUU
Monodelphis domestica (gray short-tailed opossum) is the source of this 8730-nucleotide messenger RNA. It is a transcript of the gene DIP2B, whose product is annotated as DIP2 acetate--CoA ligase B (putative). NCBI's taxonomy places the organism in Eukaryota, Metazoa, Chordata, Mammalia, Didelphimorphia, Didelphidae. The record is from RefSeq and is a predicted model, not a curated record.